AUGACUCUUUCACCUUCUCCUUUUCGGGUUGCAUUGCCUGAGAACAACAAGAUAGAAGCAGUGGAACGAGACAGAAUGUGUGUCAUCAUGGAAGCCGAGGAAGGUUUGGUGCCUCCUGGGAACUUUUCGAUGGUGGAAGACGGCAUUUACAGAUCUGGGUUCCCUCAACCUGCGAAUUUCGCUUUUCUUGAAACCCUAAAUCUUCGCACUGUUAUAUACUUGUGUCCUGAACCCUAUCCAGAAGAGAAUUUGGAGUUCCCUCAAUCUCAAAAUAUUCAGCUGUUCCAGUUUUGA
Messenger RNA from Tripterygium wilfordii, 294 nucleotides. Its product is annotated as tyrosine-protein phosphatase DSP3-like. Gene Ontology annotation, molecular function: phosphatase activity. Gene Ontology annotation, cellular component: cytoplasm. NCBI's taxonomy places the organism in Eukaryota, Viridiplantae, Streptophyta, Magnoliopsida, Celastrales, Celastraceae. The transcript is spliced from 3 exons. The coding region runs from base 1 to 294 and encodes 97 amino acids. The record is from RefSeq and is a predicted model, not a curated record.